UUCCUGCCCGUCGCCGCCGGGACUUCCGCCGUUCUGACUGGGGGCCUUCGCUACCGCUGCCGCCGCUUUGUGCGUCUCUGCUCGCGAGCGGGUCCGUGGAGGCGCGAAGCUCAAGGCCUCCCAUUUUAUACCGCGAACUUCCAAGCUUGGUUAGGCUGAUGCAAAGAGAAGUCCUUCCCCUUGAGGUUAAGCCCUGGGGCUCCAAAGUGUUACCCUCACGUUGAGGCUAGACAUUAAUUUAAAUGGCGACUGAUCUGUCGGAAGCGGAUCCCGCACACCGUAAGGCACUUCCACUCUUAACAGGAGCUCCCCUGGACAAGUUGAGCGAGACGGUCGAAGACGGUGCCAUGCCGAUCCGCCGGGCAGUGAAUGCUUCUUCCCGGGAAACUCCUCCCAAAAGCAAGCCCGCUGAAGGUGAGGAGGCCAAGCCAGAGCCGGAUGUCAGUUCGGAAGAAUCCGCCUCCACCGUGGAGGAGCAAGAGAAUCAGGUGCCCCUGCCUCCCCCCAGAGAGACAGAGCCGCCAAAGGAGGCUGAGGCUGAGGAGAAGGCAGAGGUGAAGCCUGCUGAGGAAGCCAAGAAGGAGGAGAAGGAUCCGGCGAAGGAGAAGGAGAAGAAAGUGAAGAAGACGAUUCCCGCCUGGGCUACCCUCUCCGCCAGCCAGCUGGCCAGGGCUCAGAAGCAGACGCAGAUGGCAGCUUCCUCCCGGCCCAAGAUGGAUGCCAUUUUGAUCGAAGCAAUCAAGGCAUGCUAUCAGAAAGGUGGGGCGUCGGUGGUCGCCAUCCGAAAGUACAUCAUCAGCAGGUACCCUUCGCUGGAGCUCGAGCGGAGGGGGUACCUCCUGAAGCAGGCCCUGAAGAGGGAGCUAGAGCGGGGGGUCAUACGGCAGGUGAAAGGAAAAGGCGCCUCUGGAAGUUUUGUGGUGGCCCCAAACUCAGGGAAAGCGGCAUCCAAGUCCCGGGACCGGAAGAGGAGCUCGCUGGCUCCCGGUGCAGAGCAGCAUGUCAAGCUGGAGGAUGUUCUCCCGCUGGCCUUCACCCGCCUGUGUGAGCCAAAGGAGGCCUCCUACAGCCUCAUCAAGAAAUACGUGUCCCAGUACUAUCCCAUGCUGAAGGUGGACAUCAGGCCCCAGCUGCUGAAGAACGCCCUGCAGAGGGCGGUGGAGAAGGGCCAGCUGGAGCAGAUCACGGGCAAGGGGGCUUCUGGCACCUUCCAGCUGAAGAAGUCAGGAGAGAAGCCGCUGCUGGGCGGAAGCCUGAUGGAGGAUGCCAUCCUCUCUGCCAUCGCGGCCAUGAACGAGCCCAAGACUUGCUCCACCACUGCGCUGAAGAAAUACAUCCUGGAGAAGCACCCCGGGACCAACUCCAGCCUGCAGGUUCACCUCCUGAAGAGGACUCUGCAGAAGUGCGAGAAGUACGGCUGGAUGGAGCAGAUCUCGGGCAAGGGCUUCAGCGGCACCUUCCAGCUGUGUUUCCCCUACUACCCCAGCCCCGGCGUUCUGUUCCCCGAGAAACAGAAGCAGCAGGACGAGGAGGAGGAGGAGGAGGAGGAAGAGGAGGAGGAGGAGGAGGUAGAAGAGGAAGAGGAGGAGGAGGAGGAGGAGCCGCCUCCAAAGAAAAGGAUGCCAAAGCGGCCCCCACCAAAGGCCCGGAACAGGGCCCCUCCCCUGGCAAAACGACGGGAGGCCAAGCCCACGGCCCGGAAGGCUCCCCUGGUGCACCGUGGGAAGGCGAAGCCGCCGCCGCCACCGCCGCCGGCCCCCAAGGCCAAGAAAGCCAAGCCCGCUCCCCCACGGGUGGCCAUCAAGAGCCUCAGCCCAGCCCCCAAGAAGCCGGCCGCCGCGAGCGCCAAGAGGGACCGGAAGUCCUCGGGCAAGAGGAGCAAGACCACCAUGCGGAAGUCACUGCGGGCCAAGAAGUAGCUCCUCUGGUCGGCAGGCAGUGGCACUGCUUAGGACCCCCCCCCCCUUUUAUAAGUACAGCCCCCAUUUGUAACUUAGUUCUGACGCUUAACCACCUCUGUCUCCCCCCCCCCCCCGCCCCUCAGCAGCGGAGAAACGCAGCAGCCCCACAGUUUUUGGGUAGAUCCAGACUCUGCUCCUGCUGUGCCUUCGCCCCCAUGCCCCCCCCCCCAAAGUCUGGCCUCCUUCCUCUCAGAUCCAUCACCAGUAAUACAGGAUUCUUCUUUUUCUAAACCAGAAAAAAGUAUAUAAUCUGUACAGGGUGCAUCUUGGCUUUGGAUUUUGGGCUUUUGAAACCGGUUGGAAAGAUUUUUAUAUUUUUAGAAGUGGAAACAGACCCCCGCUCUCUGCCAGGCCUUCCUUUUCACAGCCCCUGCCCCAUGUUCCCGCAGACAGACCCUGGGGCCCACGAGUGGCCCUCCUCUGCAGGGCACCACAGCCGGGACUCUGGAGGCUGCCUCCCCUGCCCUUGUGUUCUGUUCGAUCUUGGUGCCCCCUGCCCGUGACCCCCUGCCCGGCCCGCUGGCGUGAAAUGCCUCUUUCCAGGGGCCUUGGGAGUUUGUCCCCCAGGAAAGGGGGGCCCCGCGUCCCGCCCCUCCUUUGCCGCCCCUUCCGAGAAGCGUCUCGGACAACGACCCCACCCUGCUACUGUAGAGCCACGGAGCGAAGGCCGCGCUCUUUGCUGAAAUAAAGCGUAGACCCG
Molecule: messenger RNA, 2661 nt
Organism: Candoia aspera
Lineage: Eukaryota; Metazoa; Chordata; Lepidosauria; Squamata; Candoiidae
Gene: HP1BP3
Product: heterochromatin protein 1 binding protein 3
Exons: 14
Coding region: 243-1919 (558 amino acids)
Biological process (GO): nucleosome assembly; heterochromatin organization
Cellular component (GO): nucleosome; nucleus; chromosome
Molecular function (GO): nucleosome binding; DNA binding
Source: RefSeq, a predicted model, not a curated record